GAAAGAGAACAGAGGGGACUGAUGCGCACAUUACAUUUUCUGACACUUUGCUUGUUGAUUGGGUCUGAAGAAGUUUUGCAACAAUUAAAUGACACGCAAAGAGGAAACCCCAUUAUACUGCGGACUUAUCCAUCGCCAUGAAAGCGCAGGAGCUUCCCAGAUAGAAGCGCAAAAACGGCAGGUCAUCGGAAAUUGACGAGCAGGUUAUGCAAUUGCUUUAAAUGGCGAAUAACCGCAAUUCAUUUUCCAUUCACAACAUAUUAAACCGAGGACUUGACUGCGAGAAACAUUGCCGUCUUGAUGAGGAAUACGCAGAAGCGCGGGAUUGUUCCAGCUCAUCUUUGCCGGUCGGGAACACUGGAGCUGAGAGCAUCUCUUCCUGUGUGCUCGUGCUGGACUCUUCAUCCUCUGACCAACAUUCAUGCGAGGAAGAGUCAACAGGAGGAGAAGACAAUUCACUAGAAAGACGACACGAUCACACCAUUGACCAACAGAAACCACAGAGCUGCAACUUUGAAGAAAACCACUCCAAAUCAAGCAAGAAAAGGUCCCGGGCAGCGUUUUCUCAUGCACAGGUGUACGAGCUGGAGCGUCGCUUUAACCUGCAGAGGUACCUGUCUGGCCCGGAGCGGGCUGACCUGGCAGGAGCGCUCAAACUGACCGAGACACAGGUGAAGAUCUGGUUCCAGAACAGGAGAUACAAAACUAAACGGCGGCAAAUGGCAGCCGAGCUCGCGACGACUCCUACAACAGCCCUGGCAAAGAGAGUGGCAGUGAAAGUACUGGUGAGAAACGACCAGAGGCAAUAUAACGCAGAGGAGCUUCCCAAUCCGUCUGUCCCUCCCUUAUACCAGUCUUACCCGUGCUAUCCUUAUAUGUUCUGCUUCCAGCCGUGGAUCUCAGGAAACAAUUUAAGUGGUGGCAUGUACUGAUAUAUCAGUGACUGUGGAGACAUGAACAGCCAAAGUGCAUUUUUUCAGAAGGGAACAUGGCAAACAAUGCUAUUCCUCCAGCAGGAUUAUAAAGCCAGAAAACGUCAUAAACCGUUGAACGACCAUGAAACCAAAAGAGGAAUGUUGAUUUUGUGAUGCUGGUUAUCAAUCAUUGCAAUAAUGACAUUAAGCCAAAGCAAAGACAAUUCACUAAGUUUCUCUCAUUUGUUGUCAUAACUGUCCUGUUAUACAGUGCGAAUGUAAUACACACUUAAAAUCUAUGAGUCGCAUUGCUUUAGAUAACAAACGAUCAAACCAAAAAGUGGCAUCUGCAAACAGAUUAAAAGGAUAGUUCACUUUGAAGGCCAUCCAAGAUGUAGGUGUUUUUGUUUCCGCAGUAUUUUCAAUUUUGAUAUUUUUAGGUCGAACCAUGCGUGUCUGUCAUAUAAUGGAGGUCUAUGGUCACCACCUCAAAGAGCAUACUACUACUAUGGAAACAAAGCAAAGACAUCCACAUCUUGGAUGUCCCUGAGGUAAGCUAAAACAUACCAAAAAUUAAUUUCAAAGUGAACUAUCCCUUUAAGUGGAUGAACAUAUUCAGAAAGUGUCCAAUAACUUUUUACUUGUAAUUAAAACCUAACAAUCUUCCAUUAAUGAAAUGUUUUAAAGGAGUAGUUCACUUUUGAAAAAACUUUUGCUGAUAAUUUACU
Messenger RNA from Pimephales promelas (fathead minnow), 1642 nucleotides. It is a transcript of the gene nkx3.3, whose product is annotated as NK3 homeobox 3. NCBI's taxonomy places the organism in Eukaryota, Metazoa, Chordata, Actinopteri, Cypriniformes, Leuciscidae. Gene Ontology annotation, molecular function: RNA polymerase II cis-regulatory region sequence-specific DNA binding; DNA-binding transcription factor activity, RNA polymerase II-specific. Gene Ontology annotation, cellular component: nucleus. The record is from RefSeq and is a predicted model, not a curated record. Gene Ontology annotation, biological process: regulation of transcription by RNA polymerase II; cell differentiation.